UCUGCGCUGCUGCUGCUGCUGCUGCUGCUGCUGGCCGAGCCCUGCUAGAGCCGCCAUAUUGCCCGGGACACAGACGCUCCGUCUCUGCCGCCGCAGCAACUUAGCUAUUCAUCGCUCUGAGGUUUUCUUUCUCCUCUUCCAGAACUAGGCUCCGUUGCGUCCCCUUAGCCGGCCUUGCCGAGCAGAGCCCCCUCCCUGAUCCCUCGUACUUCCGUGUCCUUCUCCAGGGACUGAGCGUAUCUGAUUCCCCCGGACUGGAAGGAAGAGAGACUGCAGGCCCGGCCCAGUCUAACGGGAGCUGCCUGGCAAGAAAAAGCGCCAACCCAGGCCUCGCCACUGAACGACAGUACUGCGGUCGUCGCCGUGAAGCGGCGGCCCCAAACAGCUGGUGACGCAAAACUGAAAAAAGGGGGGGAAGCCGCCCAGGCGCCCCCGAAAGGAGCUCUUCAGCCAGGUUCACGACACAGCGGGCGGCUUCCUCUAGCGUCUGGGUUGGCUAAGCCGGCGUGUAGAGUAGGAGCAGCCGUGCCUUGACUCUUCACCGGUAUGAGACGUAGCUCCGUGGGUUGCUGCUGCUGCGGCCGCCUGGGAUGAGAAACUCUUCGGCCACACCCGCCUCCUCCUCCUCCCCCCAUCGCCAGCAGAACCAGCAGCAGCAGCGCCCAGGAACGAAGCGGGCCUCGGCACCAGAGCCUGGAGCAGCGGCGGAAGCAGGGGACGCUGUGUUGGGAUAUAUGUUCAGUUUUCACAGUUGCAGUUUAAGUCCAGUUGUUGGCUUGGUUAAUUGACAUGUGGAUCCCAAAUACUCAGAAGUUAUGCAAUGGUCUCUGCAAGAUGGCUUGUUCUUGAGUUGGAGCUUUUUAAAACAGACAUAUGCUGGUACUUCAACUUUAUUAAGCGGACUAUAAGUUUUUCUCUCUCAACAACUACAUAAGCAGACAAGAUUGCAAAAAUCUGCCCUGUUUCGAGUAUGACAGCCACGACCCGUGGCUCUCCAGUAGGAGGGAAUGACAGCCAGGGCCAGGCUCCUGAUGGACAGUCCCAGCCUCCUCUGCAGCAGAAUCAGACUUCCUCACCUGAUUCUUCAAAUGAGAAUUCCCCAGCUACCCCCCCUGAUGAGCAGGGUCAAGGUGAUGCUCCACCACAACUUGAAGAUGAAGAGCCUGCAUUUCCACACACUGACUUGGCCAAAUUGGAUGACAUGAUUAACAGACCUCGAUGGGUUGUUCCUGUAUUGCCUAAAGGAGAGUUAGAAGUUCUUCUUGAAGCUGCUAUUGAGCUUAGUAAAAAAGGUCUUGAUGUUAAAAGUGAAGCAUGUCAGCGAUUUUUUCGAGAUGGGCUAACAAUCUCUUUCACAAAAAUCCUUACAGAUGAAGCAGUGAGUGGUUGGAAAUUUGAGAUUCAUAGAUGUAUCAUUAACAACACCCACCGCCUAGUUGAACUCUGCGUAGCAAAGCUAGCCCAAGAUUGGUUUCCCCUUCUUGAACUACUUGCAAUGGCCUUAAAUCCUCAUUGCAAAUUUCAUCUUUAUAAUGGUACACGUCCCUCUGAAACUGUCCCUGCUGGAGUUCAGCUGGCUGAAGAUGAACUUUAUGCACGUCCCCCAGACCCAAGGUCACCCAAGGGUUGGCUAGUAGAUCUCAUCAACAAGUUUGGCACAUUAAAUGGGUUUCAAAUCCUACAUGAUCGUUUUAUGAGUGGAUCAGCACUGAAUGUUCAGAUUAUUGCAGCUCUCAUCAAGCCAUUUGGACAGUGCUACGAGUUUCUAACACUGCAUACAGUGAAGAAAUACUUCCUUCCAGUUAUAGAAAUGGUUCCACAGUUUUUAGAAAACUUAACUGAUGAUGAACUGAAAAAAGAAGCCAAGAAUGAAGCCAAAAAUGAUGCUUUGUCUAUGAUAAUCAAAUCUCUAAAGAACUUAGCCUCAAGAGUUCCAGGGCAAGAGGACACUGUAAAAAACUUAGAAAUAUUUAGAUUAAAAAUGAUACUUAGAUUAUUGCAAAUUUCAUCUUUCAAUGGGAAAAUGAAUGCACUAAAUGAAGUUAACAAGGUAAUAUCUAGUGUGUCAUAUUAUACCCAUCGACAUGGCAAUCCUGAAGAGGAAGAAUGGCUUACAGCAGAAAGAAUGGCAGAAUGGAUCCAACAGAAUAACAUCUUAUCAAUUGUGUUAAGGGAUAGUCUACAUCAACCUCAAUAUGUAGAAAAAUUAGAGAAAAUUCUUCGUUUUGUCAUCAAAGAAAAGGCUCUCACUCUGCAAGACCUUGAUAACAUUUGGGCUGCCCAGGCAGGGAAACAUGAAGCCAUUGUGAAGAAUGUACAUGACCUUCUUGCAAAAUUGGCCUGGGAUUUCUCUCCUGAACAGCUUGACCAUCUGUUUGAUUGUUUUAAGGCAAGUUGGACAAAUGCAAGCAAAAAGCAGCGUGAAAAGCUACUUGAACUAAUUCGUCGUCUUGCAGAAGAUGACAAAGAUGGUGUGAUGGCUCACAAAGUACUGAAUCUUCUAUGGAAUUUAGCACAUAGUGAUGAUGUUCCUGUUGAUAUCAUGGACCAGGCUCUCAGUGCACACAUUAAAAUCUUAGAUUAUAGUUGUUCACAGGAUCGAGAUACACAAAAAAUACAGUGGAUAGAUCGUUUUAUAGAAGAGCUUCGCACAAAUGACAAAUGGGUCAUUCCUGCAUUAAAACAAAUUAGAGAAAUUUGCAGUUUGUUUGGUGAAGCACCACAAAACUUGAGUCAAACUCAACGAAGUCCACAUGUCUUUUAUCGCCAUGAUCUAAUCAAUCAACUUCAGCACAAUCAUGCUCUAGUAACGUUAGUUGCAGAAAAUCUUUCAGCAUAUAUGGAAAGCAUGAGGCAAUAUGCUAAAGAGCAUGGAGAAUAUGAUCCACAAACUGUAAGACCAGGGAGUAGGUACAGUCAUGUGCAAGAAGUUCAAGAACGGCUGAAUUUCUUACGAUUUUUACUGAAAGAUGGGCAACUAUGGCUCUGCGCUCCUCAGGCAAAGCAAAUAUGGAAAUGUUUAGCUGAAAAUGCAGUCUACCUGUGUGAUCGUGAAGCCUGUUUUAAAUGGUAUUCUAAACUGAUGGGAGAUGAACCGGAUUUAGACCCUGACAUUAAUAAAGACUUCUUUGAAAACAAUGUUCUUCAAUUGGACCCUUCACUUUUAACAGAAAAUGGUAUGAAAUGUUUUGAGCGUUUCUUCAAAGCUGUGAACUGUCGAGAAGGGAAGCUAGUUGCAAAGAGACGAGCCUACAUGAUGGAUGACUUGGAGUUAAUAGGAUUGGAUUAUCUUUGGAGGGUUGUAAUUCAAGGAAAUGAUGACAUUGCCAGUCGAGCAAUAGAUCUCCUAAAAGAAAUCUAUACCAAUCUUGGUCCAAGGUUACAAGUUAAUCAGGUAGUAAUUCAUGAAGACUUCAUUCAAUCCUGCUUUGACCGUUUGAAAGCAUCUUAUGAUACUUUGUGUGUUUUGGAUGGCGAUAAAGACAGUAUUAAUUGUGCAAGGCAAGAAGCGAUACGAAUGGUGCGAGUGUUGACUGUUUUAAGGGAGUAUAUAAAUGAAUGUGACAGUGAUUACCAUGAAGAGCGAACAAUCCUACCAAUGUCAAGAGCUUUUCGUGGUAAACAUAUCUCUCUGGUAGUUCGUUUUCCCAACCAAGGUCGGCAAGUGGAAGAUUUAGAUGUUUGGUCCCAUACAAAUGACACAAUUGGUUCGGUCAGACGUUGCAUUCUAAACCGUAUUAAAGCCAACAGUGCGCAUACGAAAGUAGAAUUAUUUAUUGGAGGCGAGCUAGUAGAUCCUGUAGAUGAUAGGAAAUUAAUUGGACAGCUCAAUCUCAAAGAUAAAACACUAAUUACAGCCAAGCUUACGCAGAUAAGUUCCAAUAUGCCUUCAAGCCCUGAUAGUUCUUCUGAUUCCUCUACUGGCUCUCCUGGCAACCAUGGCAAUCAUUAUAGUGAUGGUCCAAAUCCAGAAGUUGAAAGUUGCUUGCCUGGAGUUAUUAUGUCACUGCAUCCUAGAUACAUCUCAUUUCUUUGGCAAGUUGCAGAUUUAGGCAGUAGCCUAAAUAUGCCACCUCUCAGAGAUGGUGCACGUAUCCUUAUGAAAUUAAUGCCACCAGAUAACACUACUGUAGAGAAGCUUAGAGCUAUUUGUUUAGAUCAUGCAAAGCUUGGUGACAGCAGCCUUAGUCCAUCCCUUGAUUCUCUUUUCUUCGGUCCUUCUGCCUCACAAGUGCUAUAUCUCACAGAGGUAGUUUAUGCCUUGUUAAUGCCUGCCAAUUUACCUCUGGGAGAAGAUGCCACAGAUUUCCAGUACAACUUCUUAAAAAGUGGUGGCUUGCCUCUUGUGCUGAGUAUGCUGACCAGAAAUAACUUUCUGCCAAAUGCAGAUAUGGAAACAAGAAGGGGUGCCUACCUAAAUGCUCUAAAAAUAGCAAAACUGUUGCUAACUGCAAUUGGCUAUGGCCAUGUGAGAGCUGUGGCAGAAGCUUGCCAACCAGUUGUGGAGGGCACAAACCCAAUGUCACCGAUCAAUCAAGCGACUCAUGACCAGGCAGUGGUCUUACAAACUGCUCUGCAGAACAUUCCCAAUCCAACCUCAGAGUGCAUGUUAAGAAAUGUAGCAAUACGCCUUGCGCAACAAAUAUCUGAUGAGGCUUCAAAGUAUAUUCCUGAUAUUUGUGUUAUUAGAGCAGUACAAAAAAUAGUUUGGGCCUCAGGAUGUGGAUCAGUGCAGCUGGUAUUCAGCUCAAAUGAGGACAUUAGUAAAAUUUAUGAGAAGACAAAUGCAGGCAAUGAACCAGAUGCAGAAGAUGAACAAGUUUGUUGUGAAGCACUUGAAGCAAUGACCCUUUGUUUUGCUUUGAUUCCAACAGCAUUGGAUGCACUUAGUAAAGAAAAAGCAUGGCAGACAUUUAUCAUUGACUUGCUGUUGCAUUGUCACAGCAAAACUGUUCGUCAGAUGGCACAGGAGCAGUUCUUCUUAAUGGCUACCAGAUGUUGUAUGGGACAGAGACCUCUUCUUUUCUUUAUUACACUGUUGUUUACUGUAUUAGGGAGCACUGCACGAGAACGUGCAAAGCAUUCAGGGGAUUACUUCACUUUAUUAAGACAUCUUCUUAAUUAUGCAUAUAACAGUAAUAUUAAUGUGCCCAAUGCUGAAGUUCUGCUUAAUAAUGAAAUUGACUGGCUUAAAAGGAUUCGGGAUGAAGUGAAAAGAACUGGAGAAACAGGUGUAGAAGAGACUAUCUUAGAAGGUCACCUUGGUGUAACAAAGGAAUUAUUGGCAUUUCAAACUCCAGAAAAAAAAUACCAUAUUGGCUGUGAAAAGGGAGGUGCUAAUCUUAUUAAGGAACUAAUAGAUGAUUUCAUCUUUCCAGCUUCUAAUGUUUACUUACAGUACAUGAGGAAUGGAGAAUUGCCGGCUGAGCAGGCCAUACCAGUCUGUAGUUCCCCUGCUACCAUUAACGCUGGAUUUGAGCUGCUAGUAGCACUGGCAGUGGGUUGUGUUCGAAACCUCAAGCAAAUAGUAGAUACUUUGACUGAAAUGUAUUAUAUAGGUACCGCGAUAACAACUUGUGAAGCACUAACUGAGUGGGAAUAUCUGCCACCUGUUGGACCACGACCCCCAAAAGGAUUUGUAGGACUGAAAAAUGCUGGUGCUACUUGUUACAUGAAUUCUGUCAUUCAACAACUAUAUAUGAUACCUGCCAUCAGGAAUGGAAUUCUUGCCAUAGAGGGCACAGGCAGUGAUGUAGAUGAUGAUAUGUCUGGAGAUGAGAAGCAAGACAAUGAGAGCAAUGUUGACCCACGAGAUGAAGUAUUUGGCUAUCCACAUCAGUAUGAAGAUAAGCCAACUUUAAGUAAAACAGAAGACAGGAAGGAAUACAACAUAGGUGUAUUAAGACAUCUUCAAGUCAUCUUUGGUCACUUAGCAGCGUCUAGGUUACAGUACUAUGUACCAAGAGGAUUUUGGAAGCAGUUCAGACUCUGGGGUGAACCUGUAAAUCUGCGUGAACAGCAUGAUGCUUUAGAAUUUUUUAAUUCUUUGGUGGACAGUCUAGAUGAAGCUUUAAAAGCCUUGGGUCACCCAGCAAUGCUAAGUAAAGUUUUGGGUGGAUCCUUUGCUGAUCAGAAGAUCUGUCAGGGUUGCCCACAUAGGUACGAAUGUGAAGAAUCUUUUACAACACUGAAUGUAGAUAUAAGAAAUCACCAAAACCUGCUUGACUCCUUGGAACAGUAUGUCAAAGGAGACUUACUGGAAGGUGCAAAUGCAUAUCAUUGUGAAAAAUGCAAUAAGAAGGUUGACACAGUGAAGCGCUUGUUAAUUAAAAAAUUGCCACCAGUUCUAGCCAUCCAGUUAAAACGAUUUGACUAUGACUGGGAAAGGGAAUGUGCAAUCAAGUUCAAUGAUUAUUUUGAGUUUCCACGAGAGUUGGACAUGGAACCUUAUACUGUGGCAGGAGUAGCAAAACUAGAAGGCGAUGAUGUAAAUCCUGAAAAUCAACUAAUACAGAAUGAACAAUCUGAAAAUGAGCAUUCUGGAAGUACUAAAUACAGACUAGUAGGCGUGUUGGUGCAUAGUGGCCAGGCCAGCGGUGGUCAUUAUUAUUCUUACAUUAUUCAGAGAAAUGGUGGAGAUGGUGAGAAAAAUAGAUGGUAUAAAUUUGAUGAUGGUGAUGUAACAGAAUGCAAAAUGGAUGAUGAUGAAGAAAUGAAAAACCAGUGUUUUGGUGGAGAGUACAUGGGAGAAGUUUUUGAUCAUAUGAUGAAGCGCAUGUCCUACAGACGCCAGAAGAGAUGGUGGAAUGCUUAUAUUCUUUUUUAUGAACGUAUGGAUACAGUAGAAAAAGACAAUGAACUAAUAAAAUACAUUUCUGAACUUACAAUGACCACUAAACCCCAUCAGAUUAAAAUGCCAUCUGCCAUUGAGAGAAGUGUACGGAAACAAAAUGUACAAUUCAUGCAUAACAGAAUGCAGUACAGCCUAGAAUAUUUCCAGUUUGUAAAGAAAUUGCUGACUUGUAACAGUGUCUAUCUAAAUCCUCCUCCAGGACAAGAUCAUCUGUUGCCUGAAGCAGAAGAAAUAACGAUGAUUAGUGUUCAGCUUGCUGCUAGGUUUCUCUUUACCACAGGAUUCCACACAAAGAAAAUAGUCCGUGGUCCUGCCAGUGAUUGGUAUGAUGCUUUGUGUAUUCUUCUUCGUCACAGCAAGAAUGUACGUUUUUGGUUUGCACACAAUGUCCUUUUCAAUGUUUCAAAUCGCUUCUCUGAGUACCUUUUGGAAUGCCCUAGUGCUGAAGUGAGGGGAGCUUUUGCAAAACUUAUAGUAUUUAUUGCCCAUUUUUCAUUACAAGAUGGACCAUGUCCUUCACCUUUUGCUUCACCUGGACCUUCUAGUCAGGUCUAUGACAAUUUAAGCUUGAGUGACCACUUGCUGAGAGCUGUACUGAAUCUUCUUAGGAGGGAAGUGUCUGAGCAUGGGCGUCAUUUGCAGCAAUAUUUCAACUUGUUUGUGAUGUAUGCCAACUUAGGUGUAGCAGAAAAAACACAACUUUUAAAAUUAAAUGUGCCUGCCACAUUUAUGCUUGUGGCACUGGAUGAAGGUCCAGGUCCUCCAAUCAAAUACCAGUAUGCUGAACUUGGCAAACUGUACACUGUGGUAUCGCAGCUAAUCCGCUGUUGCAAUGUGUCAUCGCGUAUGCAGUCUUCUAUCAAUGGUAAUCCUCCACUUAGCAAUCCCUAUGGAGAUCCUAAUUUAUCACAACCAAUAAUGGUACUUCAGCAGAAUGUGGCAGACAUCUUGUUUGUGAGGACUAGUUAUGUGAAAAAAAUAAUUGAAGAUUGCAGUAAUUCAGAAGAAACUAUCAAACUACUUCGCUUCUGCUGCUGGGAGAAUCCUCAGUUUUCAUCUACAGUCCUCAGUGAACUGCUUUGGCAGGUUGCAUAUUCUUAUACAUAUGAACUUCGACCUUACUUGGAUCUCCUCCUACAAAUCUUGUUAAUUGAGGACUCAUGGCAAACUCACAGGAUUCACAAUGCACUUAAAGGUAUUCCAGAUGACCGAGAUGGGCUAUUUGAUACCAUUCAGCGCUCUAAGAACCAUUAUCAAAAACGAGCUUACCAAUGCAUAAAGUGUAUGGUAGCUCUCUUCAGCAACUGUCCAGUAGCGUACCAGAUCUUACAGAGCAAUGGAGAUUUGAAGAGAAAAUGGACCUGGGCAGUAGAAUGGCUUGGAGAUGAGCUUGAACGUAGGCCGUAUACUGGCAACCCACAGUAUACUUAUAACAACUGGUCCCCACCAGUCCAGAGUAAUGAAACAUCUAAUGGGUACUUUCUGGAGAGAUCACACAGUGCAAGAAUGACCCUUGCAAAAGCUUGCGAGCUGUGCCCAGAGGAGGAACCAGAUGAUCCAGAUGCCCCUGAUGAGCAUGAGUCCUCUCCACCAGAAGAUGCUCCACUAUAUCCUCAUUCACCUGGCUCCCAGUUUCAGCAGAAUAAUCAUGUGCAUGGACAACCAUAUACAGGCCCAGCAGCACAUCAUAUGAACAACCCUCAACGAACUGGCCAACGAGCACAAGAAAAUUUUGAAGGCAGUGAAGAGGUUUCACCGCCUCAGACAAAAGAAUAGUAGAAAUGCACAUAAUUAACUUGCUCCAUCAAGACUGUGCACCCAGGCCUUACAGUCCAACUUUUCUCUGUGUCUGGCUAAUAUUUAGAAAAAAAACUAUUCCUAAUCAACAUGGAGUGAAGAGUCUAUUCACUGUCUUAUCUGCAGAAAAUUGCUGUCAAUAUAUAACCUGCCUGCAGUGGAAAGUGUAUAGUGUUUUGUAAUAAAUGGCCUGAUGCUAAUGUGUAAAUGGCAAAGGUGUAUAUAGUAUAUUAAUGUUUGACUGUUAAUUCUUAAGCAAGAAACAUUUUUUGUCCUGAUGAGACUCACAGAUCUACAACAAUUAAUUUCUUGAUAUAUCUGCUGCGCUCUACAACCAGUGUUGCCUGCCUAAGGGCAGUUGGAUCAACUCCUUCCCCUCUCCACGAAAAGUAAGCCUCUCCAUGUCAACCAGAAAAAUAGUUUCAUGUAAUUCUUUGCCACUGGAGUCGAUUUUACUAUGAGCAGCGUAAUGACUGGUAACCUUUUAAUUAUUUGGUUGAUGUGGAAAAUUGGUGAUGUAACAUUGUUUCUAGGUCUUUUUUCAUUGCCUUUUUCAUUCUGGUAUUAGGUUAAUCACUUUGAAGCUAUAGUUAAGCUGCAACAUUUAGCAUGGCUUCACACCAGGUUAGUGUAGCCAGUGAGGAAAUAAAAAUGACAGUUGUCCCAAAGAGACAGCUGUCAAGUUCAGAGCCUUUUCUUCUGACAUCUAGAUUAUAAAGCAGGGAGGGGAGGGUUGGGCAGUGUGACAGACAAGUGGUUUCCAGUUGCACAUAUGUUCCUCACAUCUAAUGUUUGACAGUUUUGUCUCUGGGUGGGAUAAAAGAACACUUAGUUUUCAGUAAUAGGAAAUUAAAAGAUUUAAAACAAAUAUGCAAAUUUUUGCUAUGCCAGGAUGCCUGGAGCAUAAUAGACUGUAUUUGGUGUGCUUGUUUUGUUUCUUUGGUAGAGCUUAUUUGAUAAAUUUCUAACACUUUCCUUUCUACUGCACUGCAGUGAAAUGGAAGUCAACAAAAUCACACAAUACUUGUGCCACUGCACCAAGUAAACUUGCUGGUUUUCCGCUCAUUCACAAUUCUACUUGAAAGCAAGAAUUGUCUUAGUUCUUUAUCCAUAAGAGAGAUCUUAACCUUAGAAGCAGGGUUUGAUUAUUAAAAAAAAAACACAGCUACCGGUUAGUCAAAUACAAAUCUGAGGUAUCUCAAUUCCAGAGUAAACAUUUGUUUAAAGACUUCAAGGAACACAUCAGUAAAUACUGUAUUUAAAUUAAAAUUGGUAACUUGAAUGUGUGUAAUUAUUUUGAAACCUGUCGAGAAACCAAAUACCCCUGCAAAACAGAUACAGCCCACCCUAUACUAUUUAAAUAUUUGCUGUUUUAUUUUAUAGAAAUUAUUUUGCUGAAUUCACAAAUAGAAUUUGAUUUAAGAAGAUCAUUUUUGUCCUGUGGUGUGUGUGUGUGGUUUUUUUUUAAACACUGCACAGGUAUUUGAAUUCUGUGCACUAUACUGAAUUCUGGAACUAAAGUCGCAUUGAGAUUUGGUGGACAGAAAUUUGACCCUUGACAAAGAAUAAAAAAAGGAAAACUGUAAUAGUUUCUUAAUGUGACUAUCUUGUACUUUUUGUAUGUUUUAUAUAUACAUAUAUAUUUAAUGAGCACAAGCUUGAUGGUAUUUUUUACAAUUGAGUUAAUACAAACAACGCUGCUUAUCAAACCGAGGAUUUAUAGUUAAAAUGAACAAAGUGAGAAAAUCACAAGUGCGUUCUUUUGCAUUUAGUGUAAUGAGAUAGUCUUAAAUCAUUUUUAAAUAUGCUAUGUAGCAAUGAUCACUUUACCCUUCCAGAUUUUCUUUAGUAUUCAUGUUAAUUGUUAUGCUUCUAAUAGCACUUAAUUGGACUGGUUCAGAACAUUUGAGUGAAACAUUCCCCAUGUAUUUGGGUAUGUUUACUACUUGCUCAAAUCAAACUAUUAAUCUGCUUUUGUAUUAAGAGCUGCAACAGUUCUCUCAUAUUCCCUUGGACCAGUAAUUAUUGUUAAAUAUAUUAUUUCAAAAGUUAUCUUUGCAUACAGAAACAUGGAACUUGUUACUCUGGCCUUGGAAAGAAUGAUGAAGUGUGAAGUGAUUGUGGAAAUGUUUUUGUUUUGUCUUAUUUUAAAGAACACUUUAUUUUCACAAGGCUGUAACUUGCUUUUCCCUUCCAUGGGAAAACAAGUUUUCAGAUGACCAGUUUUGGGGAUAUUGUGGCUAAUCUUUUUCCCCUGGAAGAGACUCUUCUGAGAUGAUGGCCUCUUUGAAAUUAAUGUGUAGCAGAAACCUGAGAAGUAAUUUCCGUCCUUCUGUCCUUCCUCCCUUCCUUCCCUCCUCCCUUCCUUCCUUGGAAAAACACCAAAUUUAUUUCAUUUUAAGUGAAAAAUGUUCUAAAAGAAUAAUGCAUGGUUCUGUCAGCUUUGGCAGCAGCCACUUCAAAGCUGUAAUGUAAUACCUCAAUAUUAAUGGCACACAUUAAAACAAGUCCUCAAAGUGCCUAAAUGUUUAAUUUUACUUUUCCACUACUUAUUAAAUCCUGUUUUUUGUUUGUAACAGCUAAUGGAAAAUCCCUGUCUUCCAUAAAAGUGAUCCAUCCAACAGUAAUCUUACAUUUUUCCUAACAAUUUGACAUUAAAUGUAAAGAAAUUGAACACCUGUAGGAAAAGCUCUUAGUGUGUUUGUAACCAGAAUGUGUUUAUGUAAAUAGAUUCCUUCACUCUAACAGGAACAGUUCCAUGUGCAAAUGAAUCUUUUGCCACUGUCUUCAGUGAGUAAUCUUUCUAUUUUCUGUUCUCGUGUUAAGCCAACCUAGUUAAGGAGGUAUGCAUGGCUGCCAACUUGCUGGGGAAUUGUUAUAUACUGUCACUUUGAGGAAGCUUUUGAAUGCCAAAAGUCAUGGGAGCCUCACUUUUUUUAAAAACCUAGAUUCUAGUUUUUAGUGGUUGUGGAAAGAACUGAAAGCAUGUCUGCAGUGUCCUCUGAAGAUUCAAAAACCAAAAGAUAAAAAGACCCAAAAUGGAAUUUUAAACCUCAUAAUUCAUAAGCCAUGUAAUGUCUUUUAAAACUGACCAUGAGUUUUGAAGAAUUAGCUUUAGAAAUGCAUGUAUUAAUUUGGUUUGCUUCCCAAACAGAAUUAAGUUGUAACUAGUAAAACCUUUGCAGGCAGUGUAUGUAUAUGUGUAUAUGUAUGUGUGUGUGUGUGUGUGUGUGUGUGUGUGUGUGUGUGUGUGUGUGUGUAUAUAUAUAUAUGUAAUAAGACUUUGGGUGUCAUUUCUUCAUGUAAUUAGUGCAUUAUGAAGGAAGAAAAAUAUGUAUUUGAAAUUUUAAAAGGUAGAAAUACAGUAGGUAAGUUGUUGUUCUGCUAGAUGCACCUUCCUAUGGAACUGAACUUUACCUUGUGACUACCACCACAGUGGUAUUUUCAAAAUGGAAUUGCACUUUAAGAACUUACUGCAAAAUGUUCAUUGGCAUUAGUGUCUGUGUUUCCUAGAAAGUAUAUUUUCCUAGUUUCCUGGGUGGCACAAUGUACUGGGGUUGUCCUCUGCAUAGUUCCUAUGUAUUUCAGUGGCACUCGAAUAAAAGUAGUGCUGUGCUCCUGGGACAAGCCCAUCAAUUCUCAUGGAGAUGGAGUUAAGAGAACUUUGUUUCUCAAGUUUUGUAUCAUUUAUAUACAUGCUGGUAGCAUUAGGAAACAUGACUAUAUGGCUAACUUAUUUUUCUUAUUCUGUAGGAUACAUCAUGGGCAUUUUUAGCAUUAUUAAAGCAAUUUUGUGAGGAUCCAUAUUCUUUUUAUAUAUUUUAUAGAAAUGGAAAUAUAAGACGUUAGAAAGUUCUCAUAGCAGAAGACAGAAGUACGAAAGAAUUGCAAACACAUUUCUCCUGAAUGGAGAUUAUGGCAGAUAACAGAAAACAGAGGUGGCAUAGAGCUGGUUCAUGAUGCCCUGUCAACUUAAUGACCUAUUUGUAAAAGGGCCAUCUUAAGAGUUAAGUAUCCUGACUAGAGCUUUCGUAUCACCAUAUGUGCAAUAGACCAGGUCCUAAGAACUGUUAAUAGGAAGAAAAUUGCUGGCGGUUGAAGAUUGCCCCAAAAGUUGUCUUCUGCAUCUUAGGGGAUCUUCAUCUUCCAAAAGGCCUCUUUUAAGGGUUGAGGUGAGGACUGUGGAAUGGAAGGCUUCUUGGAAAGGAGGGACUCUUGGUCAAAAGACUAUCCUUGAUCACCAUUCCAUUCAUACAAGGCUCCUUUACCUGAGUUAGGGCCUUCGCCCCUCCCUCUGGGUCACAGCCUAUCCCCAUACACAGUGAACCUGCAACUAGUAAAUGAUUUAGGAGGAUGCACACAGCAGGAGAGCAGGAAAUCUUUUGCCUGUUUCCUUCCUUCCAUGAGUAACCUUAAGCUGCAACCCAGUGUUUUUCAGUGGUUAGUUCACAAAUUAUCAUGUGUUGAUCAAAUGUUGUAAAUAUAUGUCUGAACAGGCACUUAGCCUGCCAUGCUCCUCUGGCGCUUUCUGCUUCAAGCGUUUUUACCCACUGGAGCCACUAACAAGAGAUAGGAAAGCACUGCAUUGCUAUAUGAUAGUUGAAAUGGGUCAAAACCUGUAUUUGUUCCCCAGCAUGCUCAAAGGAGCUUAAUGAAUUUCCUUUUGAAAAUCACAUACAUAAACACUGCUGCAGAAAAGAAAAUAAUUCUACUUUUAUGAAUAAAUACUUGUACUGACAUUGUUCCUUUUCCAACUUGCGUUCUCAGAGUGAGUAGCUAGCUAGUUUGCUAUCAGAUGUCAAUGAACUACUUAAUUCCAAAAGUUUUAUAUGCUGUAUUAUAGAACUGUAACUGGUCUUAACUUAUUUUUGUGUCAUUUCUUUCAACCUUGCUUCAGCAGGGUCAAAAUGAGGAUAGUGUAUUACCAGAAACUGGCAAUUCCUGGCCCAAGAAGAUAGUUGCAAAUGCAUUUCACAAUUUUGGCCAGAUCAGCAAAAAGUCAUUGUUCUGCAUGUUUGUAUUGCUAUGGGUUUGAACCAAAGUGGAUUCCUAGGUGCUUAACUAGCAAACAUAGUAGAAUUAUAACUCAGGUAAAUUACAGGGUAACAUAACUCUGUUAAGAGGAUGGUGCUUGAUUAAACAGGUGUAGCAUAGUGACUAAAGAGUCUUGAGCUACAAGUCACAAAGAUAACAGUUCAAAUGUCACCUCAGCUAUUCACUUGGUGGCCUUUAGGGAGCCACUCUCAGUCCCCAUCAACUGUAAUAUUGGGGGAAUGAUGUUCAUUUAGCUCAAAAAGCUGUUAUGACUACAUCUAAAUAAUGCAUAUAAACUCCAUUUGAAACUCAGCAUGAUACAAAGUUAGAAUAUUAUCCUUCAGUGAAAUUAUUUGUCAGUAUUGACACUAACACUUGCAUCCAAUUUGCUGUCCCAUUCUUAAGUUUAGCUUUCCAACUAACUGGCAAUCUUUCUACUUUGAAAGGCCCUGUUCAGAUAGAAUUUGCUGUUUAUAUUAACACUCCCAACCAACCCUAAAGAUGUAUUCAGGGGAGGAAAUUUUACCAUGACACUCCUGUCAGUUACAGGAGCAGUGUGAAUUCUGUAGUUAUUUUGGAUGGAAAGGAAUCUUUCGGUCACAGCAAUCACUGCUAGUGACAUACAGAGCAAAAUGUUUUUGUUUAAGGUCACCCUGAGUACUCUUUUUAGCCCACUGGUGAUUAUGAACGCAAACAGCUUGUGUGAUCCAGCCUAUACAUCUGUCUUCUUAUCUGCCAUAAUCAUUCUGAAUAUAUUUUCUUCAGUUCUGCAUGGUACUGCUUGAGUUUCCAAUAUGAGCAUUAAAAUUUUGUGUAGUGGUGUUAAUUACUGUAUCAAAUUGGUGGGCUUAUAUAUCUUCAUUUUACUACUUGAAGAGCUGUUUUUAAAAUGCUAGGUCUUGUUCUUUAUGUCUUUUUUUGAAUGGCUUUUCCCCCCUUGUAGACGUACUUUUUCCACUUUAAUUCCUACUGACUUUAGGUUCUCCCUCUCCAGCCUCCCAAAAAGCCACCUUAGGUGCCUACGAGUUCCUUAUGUGUUAAUUCCACAUUUGAUUUCUGUACCUGUAGCUGCCAGUCUAUCCUAUACUAGUUCAUUCCUGGAAUAAGUGCAAAAUCUAAUUUGUCCAUUUUUAAGUUCCUGGUGUUUACAUUGCAUAAAUUGGCUGCUAAGUUUUCAGUAUUAUACCAUGUUUGCCUGACUUGAAACACUUCAAACUGCACAAUAAUUACAUUUUACAACUUUGUUAAUUUGUUCUCUUUGAAGUCAGGAUUGAAAAGGGAGGACUAGUGGGUUUCAGCAUGGUUGCCAGCACAUUCUGUUUGCCACAGAUACAUUUCCUUUGCAGUUUUCACCCCUAGGUUAGUGACAGUUGAUUUUCUCCUACAAUAACAUUUUGGGUUUGGGCUCCUGUUUGCUGACCCUUUUAAGAUGAUCGGACUUUCACUGACAUUUCAGAUAGACAAUAGAGACAGUUAAGACUUCCUGGAAAGAAAAUAAUAUUGCUAUAUAAUGCCCACAUGUACAAUUUUAGGGAAGCAUACUGUUUUCAUCUGUUAAGCCAAUGGAUAUCCAGUCAAUGAAUUGCUUCCAUAUGCUUAGCCUGUGUAUUAAAACUUUUACAGGUAGUUCAGCAUGGAAGUUAUUCCAGCUAUAAUUUCUAUGUAUUUGCGGUACAAGCUAUUGUCUCUAAGAAUGUCUCAUUCUCUUGACGUGUAUCGUAAACAUUCUGCAUUUUACAUGUGUAGGGUAUUUGAAGACUAGUAUCCAAUUCAAAAUAGGCAGCGAUAGAACAACAGUAUUUUAUCAACAUAUAAUUGACUGUCGCCAUUAUGAAGACUCCAGAAUGUAACUAAGGGAAAUUCAGCUGACUUUUGCCAAAGAGUGACUAUAAGCAUUUUCUAUUUGCUUUUUGAUGGGACAGAUGAAAAUAUAAAUUGUAUUCCAAAUAUAUUUGAAUGUUCCUUUUAUUUGGACGGAUUAUUACAGUACAGAUCACAUUUUUAUUCUAGCUUGGGAAGCAAAUGAUGGAACCUUUGUCCAAACAACUAUUUCCAAAUUAUGCAACUGUUUAAUCUUUUCAUCAUUUUUAUCUGAUUGACUAAUGCUGUCAAGAUUGUUAUGUUUUUAUGUGUGGAAGAAAACAGGUAAUCCUUUACUUGAAACUUUUCAAUCUUUGUAUGCUGCAAACUAGGAGAUAGGGAGAAUUUGCUGCAAACUAGUUUAUGGGAGAUAGGGAGAAUAUUUCAGUUUGUAAAUCUUCUACAAUACUUUAAAGUGUAAUGGGCAAAUUCAUAGUUGCUGCUCACACAAUGGGACUUUUCUCUCCUUUCCCCCACACCACAACUACAUCCAUGCCCUUCUCUAGGACCUGUUCUGGAGAGUCCCAUAACCCUCCAAAACAUUUUGAGAGUACAUGGCAGGAGAGGCAAUUGUUUCUUUCCCUGUGCUUAUGGAAGUCAUUCUGCCACUGGGGGAAGUGUUAACUGGAUACAAAUCAAUGCCUUCAAUGUUUUUCCUUCCUUUCCCUAGAUGGGUUAUUUUCAAGCUGUAUAUCCCUUUUAAUCCUCACUCCUUUUGCUAAUGGACUUGUAUAAACAUUUUGCAUUUUCUAAUUUUGUUUAAGGAGUAUUCUAUAGGUGCUUAUUAGAUCUGAAACAUUUUUAACUUGGAGUUACGUAUUUCUUGCUUCUGAAUACUGAGUUUGAACUUAAAUAUUACCAUUUGGUAUCUGAGUGACAUUUGAUUUUGAAAAUUUGGAAUGUUGAAUUAUGUAUGCAACUGUUCAAUUGGGGAAAAGUAAAAGAAUGAAAAGCAACUUUC
Molecule: messenger RNA, 16505 nt
Organism: Varanus komodoensis (Komodo dragon)
Lineage: Eukaryota; Metazoa; Chordata; Lepidosauria; Squamata; Varanidae
Gene: USP9X
Product: ubiquitin specific peptidase 9 X-linked
Exons: 46
Coding region: 971-8629 (2552 amino acids)
Biological process (GO): protein deubiquitination; cell migration
Cellular component (GO): nucleus; cytosol
Molecular function (GO): cysteine-type deubiquitinase activity; cysteine-type endopeptidase activity
Source: RefSeq, a predicted model, not a curated record